GCGUCCGCUCUUCGCCGACAUGCCAUCUGGAGAAGAGCUCAGGCGGUAGACCGUGGCCGAUCCCCACCGCGCGCCGUCCGCAGGGCUUCGAUGGACGCGGACGGUGGCGGCGGCGGCGGCGGCGGCGGCGGUUCCGGGGACGACGCCGCAGCGGCCCCCUGGUCCUGGGGUGUAGAAGAUGAGUCCUGGGCCUGGAACUCCAAGCACAAGUCUUCGGAGGUGUCCCUCCUCGGGCCCCGUAGGGCCCAGUUCCACCCUCAGUGGAGCAGCGGUACCGCGGGGGUCCGCGGCGUGCGACCGCUGCCCCGAGGUCGACGGGCCUACUGGGAAGUCCGGGUGUCCCAGAGGGUCUUCGGGACGAGCAUGAUGUGGGGCCUGUGCACGGCCAGGGCCCGCCUGCACGCGGACGCCUUCGUCGACCUGUUGGGACAAGACCAGCACGGCUGGGGACUGUCCCACAAGGGACUCGUUUGGCACGCCGGAAGGUGGCGCGCCUUCACCAGGCCUUUCCGCGAGAACCAGGCCACCGUGGUCGGGAUGCUGUUCGACGGUCGCCGGGGCACGCUCACCUACUACAAAGACGGGAGGUGCCUCGGCGUCGCCUUCAGGGACCUGCACCUGGUCGGGGAGCCCCUGUACCCGGCCGCCUGCUCUACGGCCGCCAAGACGGAGAUGAGCCUGGCCAACGCCAGGAGGGACUUCGCGGGACUCCAGGACAGGUGCCGCGCCGUGAUCCUGCGCCACGCUGGACCGGACGCCAUCCGCCAGCUGCGGUUACCCCCGCGGCUCGAGCGCUACCUGCUGCACCAGGAGGAGCCCCCGCAAGAACCCUUCCAUCUCGAACCCUCGGACACGACGACGACACAGCACGACAGUUCGCCCCCAUCUCCGCAGAGGGCGCUGCCACUUAGAGCACCCAGUCUCGUACGCGUGUAACGCACUCACUGGUUUCGAUCUCAUCCUCUUGACUGUCCUCACGACGCUGCUGAGGUAAAGCCAGCGAGCAGUCAUCUUGCCAGUACCAAUAGUUUUUUGUCAAUGUAGGGCGGGCCGACAACAUGCUGUCAGUGAAGCCAGCUCUAGGCAACAUUACUGUGUCAACUAAGUUGCGCAACUCGUACGAACAAGCGAACCCUCUUUCAUCCCCAAGGGCCACCACCCGUCGUCCGAAGCGCCAUCUAGAGGCUGUGAUUCAAAAACGGUAUUCUUUGGAGAGUAAAUGGCCAACAGCCAUCUAGACUCUGUGCUUAAAAACCUGUGUAUUUUAUAGACUACACUGCAAUUAGUAUAAACAGCCGUCUCCGAAACCGUGGCGCUUCGAACGAUGGGAGGUGAAUCAGUGAAAAAGAGAGGGGUUACUAUGACGGGAAGCAGCGUCUAUGAGCAGUUCUACAGCCAAGUUUAUCUAUACGUCGACUCCGGGUGUUCAAAGAAUCGCAUUAGAUUUCCUUGACAAAGUGUAAAAUGUUGGCUCCCAACAUGGUCAUUGAAUAGUUACGUAACGUAAGUACCUCGGUGUGAAGUAUUUUGGUGCGAAGGCCGCUAGUGUGCCCAAUCGUUUCUACGCCCGCCUUAUUGUGCGAAAAGAGGUUAUACGGAAGCAUAGAAGUCUAGAUGGAACUAUGAUAGGCCACUGACAUAUAGCUUCACUAAAUAGUACAAGAAAGCGAAAUUAAAGUGCCCUCAAAAGUGAGAGCACCUGCAAAGCGUUAUUGUGCGAUUUUACUGCUUGAUUUCUCCCUCCGUGCGAGCGUUUUAUUUUAUGUGCACACCAAAUUCGUACAUAAAAAAAAAUAUUCAUUUCUUUUUUAGGCUAAGGCUUUCCAAAUUACUCAAAUAGACUAUCAGAGGCGCAAUUUAAUAUUUCUUACAACGCUUUUCGUUUCAGGGGAGAUGGGUUUAUUUAUAAAUUAGCUUUGCAACUUCAGGUCAGAGAAAAUGACCCAGUUUUGAAUGUACGCUCCGCGGUUCACCCAUAGACAAGAAUAUCCGAUCGCGCUAGACUUCGGUGGUGGCAAAAUGUCUGCUUCGCAGCUUUCUCGACACAAUGGUGCGACAUGAAGGACGUAGCGUCCAUAGAGAUCAAAGGUGUAUUGGACCAAAAAAUGGCCUCCCGCCGUUACGGAUGAGUGACCGACUCUAGUCCCCGGAACUUGGCUACAGCCUUUGCAGUGCGGCUAUUUGCGUGCACAUCGCUGUUGGCUCGUCUUUUCCGCUUGCACUUUCUAUUUAUUCUGCUACUUAACUGGGACUGGGCUACUGUUCAAAAUCAGAAAUAUAGAGGGAGAGAGGGAGAGGUGAGAGCACGCCGAGACAUCAAAGGGCCAAGCUCUGAUUUGAAGGAUAGUGAAUAGAGACAUGGGCUAGGUGCUUUUGUGUCUACUCAUUGUUCGAACGUGGUUGAACGCCGAACGCCACCGUCCGGCGUUCGAAAGCCUCGACUGCGUGAAGAGCAGACGACGCUCUUGUUCGCUUUGACUGGAGGGAGACAGAGGGUAAAGGUGAAAGCAUCAAGCCUUAGCGCCUACCCAUUAAUCAAUCCAAUCAAAGCUUGGCGGUCUGACGACCCCGCGCGCGUCGGAGGCAAGAAGUAUCAGAUUGCUCGCCUCGAUUAAGAAAACAACGACAAGAAAACUAUGACAGUGUAUGUACACGCGCAAUGUCGCCCGGUCCCAGAUAUUUAUUGUAUUUAUUAUAGUAGCUAGCAACCACUAAAUACCCUGCGUGAAAUAAAAAAAGAAAACGCUGGAAAAGCUUUAGUUGCCAAUCCUGAUGGCAGGCGGACUGUCCGCCGAACGCGCAGUGAAAAUUGUUCGCGUUCCGUGAACUCGUCGUGCCAUACGCGAUACUUGAAGGUCACAAGAACAGUCACUUAUUUUGCUCGUGGCUUUGUCUCUACAAUAAAAAAAAAGAGUGACUUGCAGGAA
Ixodes scapularis (black-legged tick) is the source of this 2927-nucleotide messenger RNA. RefSeq names its product SPRY domain-containing SOCS box protein 3-like. Gene Ontology annotation, biological process: proteasome-mediated ubiquitin-dependent protein catabolic process; intracellular signal transduction. Gene Ontology annotation, molecular function: protein binding. NCBI's taxonomy places the organism in Eukaryota, Metazoa, Arthropoda, Arachnida, Ixodida, Ixodidae. The record is from RefSeq and is a predicted model, not a curated record. The coding region runs from base 91 to 936 and encodes 281 amino acids. The transcript is spliced from 2 exons. Gene Ontology annotation, cellular component: SCF ubiquitin ligase complex.